Molecule: messenger RNA, 1779 nt
Organism: Priceomyces carsonii
Lineage: Eukaryota; Fungi; Ascomycota; Pichiomycetes; Serinales; Debaryomycetaceae
Product: protein-lysine N-methyltransferase
Exons: 1
Coding region: 1-1779 (592 amino acids)
Biological process (GO): peptidyl-lysine monomethylation
Cellular component (GO): nucleus
Molecular function (GO): protein-lysine N-methyltransferase activity
Source: RefSeq, a predicted model, not a curated record
AUGUCUUCUGGUGAUAGCAAUUUCAUCCAACAUGUAUUGCUGUGGAUAGUUGGACACGGUUUCUGGAAUAAUCUUAUUGAAAUAAGAAAAGGGGCCCAUGGAAUAGGUGUUUUUCAGAAAGGUGGAAAUCUCCAAAUAGAUGAUAUUCUAUUACGGAUCCCCAAAUCAAACAUACUAUCGCCGAAGAAUUCGUAUAUAUAUAACUUGAUAUACGAUUAUGAUACCUCCGCUGGAAGUCAUUUAAGAGAUGGAAUCCAAGGCUUAGUUUUAAGUGUAAUAUACGAGCUGUCACUAGGUGAUUCUUCCCCUUGGUUUGAUUAUUUGCAAAGUAUUGAUAUUUCACUAAAGUCUGACAAUCUGAUUGUUCCGGUAUGCCUUUGGUCGCCGGAUGAUAAACAUAAUUUAAAAAAUACGGAUAUUGACGUCCUAAACAUCAUGGACUCCUCCGAAUUGGUUGAAUUAUAUUUGGAGUGCAUUAGGUUUGCUGAAAGUUGUUCGAAAUUAUUAACUGUCCCGAAGAUUUUGAGGUUCAAUGAAGUUUCAAAGAAGGAAUUGUUAGGUGAAUACAGUGGGAGGUUAUUAGAAUUUGGAAAAAUCGUACAAUUGGUCAUGUCAAGAGCAUUUUCAAUAGAUGAAUAUUAUGAUAUGAGCUUAGUGCCUGGUGCCGAUUUAUUUAAUCAUAUAGGACCUUUGAGGAAUGAGAAUACCAUCGAAGGUCAAGAAAAUAUAGAAUUCGUCUGCGACAGGAACGCUUGCAGUGAAUGUGGAGCAAUUGAUUGUGAGGAGCAUAGUGAAUGCUUAUCUGACGACGAAGAAACAAAUCUGCCCCCCAUUGAUGAACAAUUUGAUUGCGAAAGCUGCAGAAGCUCCAUUGAGAGCCAAAAUGAGGUGCCUUUGAAGGAGAUAACUCUAGAAUAUAUCGAAGAGUUAGAGAAAUCGCUCAAUGAGGCAGAAGAAUCCCUGGAGAAAGAUUUCGAAGAUGAAGACCUGGAAAAAGAUGAAAAGGAAGAUGAAGAGGAAGAUGAACAGGAGGAUGAAGAGGAAGAUGAAAUGGGGAAGGAGCAAAGGGCCUCAGGUGAUUGUGGUUUAAAUGAGAGCGACGAUAGCCUAGAUGAGCUGGAUGAUGAUGACUUGGAACAAGAGUUGGCCGACAAUUCCAAAUGCUGUGAUAUAAUUUUAACAAAGCUGCCAAAAGAAGAAUGUGAAUUCGAAAUCUUCAACUCUUACGGGAACGACUUAUCAAAUACGUACUUACUUCAAAGAUAUGGCUUCAUAACAGAUCGAAAUCCUAAUAAUUCAGUGCUACUCACUUUACCAUUUCUUAGGUAUUUGAAGCAUUAUAAGCAAGGACUUUCUAUUCAAAGGUCAAAACAAGUAAGUGAAAAAUUCGAAUGGUUAAGGAAAGUUGGAUUUGAGCUUCUAGAUAAUCUUGUUCUUGAAACUCAUAAGAAUCAAGAGAGUGGGACUUCUUGGGAGCUUUCCCUCAAAGUGACAGAAAAUGGAUGCUCACUACAGACCUAUGUCUUAUUGAAUCUAAUUGAAUUACCAGAGAAGUUCUUUAAAGAAAUAACGAGAAAAAAGGAGAAGCACCAAAGCCCUCAGGUCGAAAAGUAUUUAUUGAAAUUUGAUCAAGAUAGGCUCAAUCAAACCGUAAAAGCAUUUUGCCAGGAAAAAUUAAAUAACUAUCCAGAACUUAUACCCAGUCCCAACUAUGAAGUCAUAAAUAGAUUUGUAGAUGAAGAAAAGAGGGUUUUGCAUAGCUUCAUAGAAAACAACUGA